This is a messenger RNA of Serpula lacrymans var. lacrymans S7.9, 834 nucleotides long. RefSeq lists its product as uncharacterized. Bases 1 to 834 code for a protein of 277 amino acids. The transcript is spliced from 10 exons. The record is from RefSeq and is a predicted model, not a curated record. Lineage: Eukaryota; Fungi; Basidiomycota; Agaricomycetes; Boletales; Serpulaceae.
AUGUCUGCACAGAUCCUCAAUGAUGUGCGCCUUGUGCGUUCGAUGAACAUAUCCAGCUACGCUCUGCUUUCAUGGGAUUACCUUUUAACUUUGCAGGAUGAGGUUCACUAUAUCUGGCGAAGCCCCCGUUCAUAUUUCAAGGUCCUAUUUCUCGCGAAUAGAUACGGAAACUUGGCGUUUCAAGCGCUUGCGCUUGCUCAGCAUUCGUCAUCAUUCCAGUCAGCCUUCCCAUCUCUAUGUUCGUUUUGUUUUUGCUUCAUCUUAUCUCAAGGUAUCUACCAGAGCCUUUCGUUUGCUUCGGCCCAUGCUAUGGUCCUUUUGAGAGCAUGGGCGAUUCAUAGGCGUUCAAGGAAAUUAGCUUUUGGUCUCUCCGCUUUGUUUGCCGUCUACAUUGCAUUGUGCAUUGGCCUAUUUACUCGUGGAUUAGUCCACAAUAGGCGGCAGACAGAUUUAUAUUUAUUGGAGGAGCUUGUACCAGAAGACUACCAAAUAUUGAAGGUCAAAUUUCCAGAUAGACCACGAGGUUUCAUGGGGAGCGUAUUCACCCUCACACUUAUUAGUGUGACUGGUCAGCGUCUCGCAAUCAGACUUCGAAAAAUUGGUGCACAGUCGACAGAGGCAACACAGAGUCGACUAAGCAAGGAAAUCGAUAAUCAGAUCAAUGCACUGUUACCUCAGCUACAAUCCGCUACAAAUAUCAACGAGCGGAUACGGGGACACGAAGUUGACACAGGACAUUCGGGAGAUAGGCCAACGACUGAUCUUGAAGAAGCUCGUGGACGAUCAAGUGGUGAAGAAAUUGAGGUUGAAUGCAGGACCAUUACGCAGAUAUGA